UCUGAGUUUCCUGCUGAUGCGAUAUCUUCAAAGAUUGAAAUUAGCAUUAUUUUUAGAAAUUACUUUAAAAUGUAUGUCUAAUAAUAAUAUUUUUAAUUUGUGUUUCAAAUAUUCAUACUUUCCGCAAAUCUGUGUUGUUUUAUAGUGUAAAAGUGAUUUUUUGAUUAGAAUCUAGAAACGUAUUUUGCUAAGAUGGCUCCCUCUAGUAGAUGAACUAUCAACUAUACGCGUGUCGUCCAUGUUCCGAAUGUGGUGUGACUUAUUUUUGUUUUGUGUUAAUUUUCCAUACGAUAAAAUAAAAGUGAAAUGCAACAGCAUGUGUCAUUCCAUAUAGUGGAACCUUGCUCCGGCUGAAUGGAUCCCGCCGUCGCGUGGUAUCAGCCCGAGCAGGAAGGACCCGCGAAGCGCCUGUGGCUUCGUAUUUGGGAAACGCAAAGUGAAAUAGACAAAAUGAACUUAAAAAACUUAGAGAACGCUAAUCCUAAUGUGAAUAAAGCUCAAGACUUUAUACCAAUAAAUGAUGUGAAUGGUGAAAAUAGGAAUAAUAAUUACUUCAACCCAGCGCGGAGGAAAAUGAACGAUAACCGCGCAUCGACGUUUAACCUGAACAAAAACCACGAUGCUCUCAUAGGUGAAUUUGGGGGUUGUCCGUGGCGGAUACCCAACUACAUGUACAAGCCAGGCAUUUUGGGCCUGCACGAAGAAAUCGAGCACUUCUACAACUACAUGUCUCCUACCGAGACGGAGCACAUGGUGCGGACGACUGUGGUGGCGCGGAUCCGGUCCGCCAUCCUCUCCCUUUGGCCCCAGGCCAGGGUCGAGGUCUUCGGGUCUUUCCGGACGGGACUGUAUCUGCCUACCAGCGAUAUCGACCUCGUCGUUAUUGGCCAAUGGGAGAAGCUGCCGCUCUGGACGCUGGAGCGCGAGUUAGUGCUGCAAGACAUUGCGGAAAAGGAGAGCAUCAAGGUGCUCGAGAAGGCAACCGUGCCCAUCGUCAAGAUGACCGACAAGUACUCGGACGUCAAGGUGGACAUAUCUUUUAACAUGAGCAGUGGAGUCAAAAGUGCUGAACUAAUUAAGCAUUUUAAGGAAAAAUACCCAGUGCUCUCCCGCCUCGUGAUGGUUUUGAAGCAGUUCCUCCUCCAACGUGACCUCAACGAGGUCUUCACUGGCGGCAUCUCCUCCUACUCCCUCAUACUCAUGUGCAUCAGCUUCCUGCAACUGCAUCCGAGGCCAGAGAGACUGCGCCAGCCACAUAACCUCGGAGUACUCUUGAUUGAGUUCUUCGAGCUCUACGGAAGGAAGUUUAAUUACGUCAAGACGGCGAUUCGGGUCAAGAACGGGGGCUCCUACGUCUCGAAGGAUGAUAUUCAAAAGGAGAUGAACGACGGCCACCGCCCCUCGCUGCUGUGCAUUGAGGACCCGCUGACGCCGGGCAACGACAUCGGCCGCUCCAGCUACGGCGCGAUACAAGUCAAACAGGCGUUCGACUACGGUUACAUCAGCCUGCAGCAAGCGGUGGGUCCGCACGCGCACGCGGCGCUGCUGCUGCGGCACAGCGUGCUGGGGAGGAUCGUCAGGGUCACCGACCACGUGCUGCAGUACAGGCGGUGGGUGCGGGACACGUUCGAGCCGUACUUCUUCCCGCAUCGGCGGCCUUCCAGCCGCGACCUCGACCCCGACACUGACACCGAACACGAACAGGAGUGGUCGGACAGCUCAGCGCCGCGCACGUCGCCGCCGCCGCUGUCCGCGCUGCAGUGCUCCUCGCCCACGCCGCGACGCGUGUCCGCGCACCAGAGCCUCAUCAUACACCACAUUACUAGCAACUCCGACUUCAACAACAUACCCUCAGGCGUAAUCCAACGCUACGGCGGCAACAACCAAUCGGACAAGCGCACGCCUCGCAACGGCAACGGGAACAGCAACGGCAACGGGAAGCAGCGACGAUACUCGCCCCCGCGCAGGACGUCAGACUCGCGGCACAAGAAGCGCAGGCAAUACGCGCAGCCGCGAUGAUAACGUGCCGCGUAACACUAUACAUACGUUAUAUAACGAGUUAUUAACGACAUAACGUUAUUAACAAAAUAACGUUUAACGUAACGUUGCCGGUGUAGUGGUUGAAUAGACGAUUUCGUUCGAAAUAACUAGUUAUUACGUAAUGUGCAGCUGUGAUGGGUCGAUAUUUCAAUAGACGUUUUUGUUAUGAUAGCGUUACACGUAGACAUUUUCGUUGCUAACGUAAAGUUAUCGUUUGAAGAUAUAAUUAUUAUAAGUCUAUGCUGACUCUGUGUAUUCGUAUUUGCAGACAAUCGUCUUACAUUGCCUAGUUUCGUAUAUUUUCAAUGCAUAGCUCACUUUAAAACUAAGCAGUGUAGGUCGAUUGCGAACAUUUAAUUGGCAUGAAAAUCAGCAUUUUAUCUGUAACGUAGCACAGCCUCAUAGCUGUAACUAACUUUAUUUUACAACUUGUAUAAGAUAGUGCCUCUAUCUGUCAAUAUUGUAAAUUUUGCAGACAUAAUAACAUAACAAAAGUAACGUUAUUUUUAUAACUAUUACGUUAACUGUUUACAUUAUAUGAAAUUGCGUCGCUGAAGGUUUGAUGCUAUCGCUCGACCCGUUGCUCUACAAGUUGGUAGACUGGUUGCGAUCGAUACAGGGUUGGUUGUGAGGGGUGGUUUCGAGGUUGGAUUUCAGCAAGUAAGAGUGUGUGGUCGAGGGACGCCUGGCGCCGGCCUCGGGUCCGUGGCAUGGCUUCACACAAUUCUUAUGACGUCUUCGUCGUCUUUUGUUUUGACGUCCGUCGACGGAUUUCUACGCACGUCCACGUCGAACCCUAUUGAAAGUAACGUAACAAUGUAGUGGCGACGCGUUACGUCGACGCAACGGAGCAUUGGUCUGUGCCCUUAGUUCCGAACGUCUUGCAGAGUGAUAACUUGUUGUACCCGGGAUCGGCUCCCGACAAGGGAACUCCUCAAUGGUUUCCUGCACGGACAUGAGAUUUUUUGUGCUUGAAGAGAGAAUUCUCACUAUUUAUGAAUAUCAGUCAUGCCAUUAGGACCCCAUUGAGGCUUUUGCUCAGGGUUGUCGAUUAAAACAUGUUAGGAAGUGUGGAAUGGGUCAAUGCCGGGCCGCCUUCCCCGGAUUGAACCCAUCUCCACAAGUAAAUAAGAAAUUAACAACUGACGAAGUGGGAAAUCUAUUUGCAGAUAUAACGCGUCCAGUAGAUAUCACUUAGAGUGAGUUGCACCAGUCAACUUUGAUGUUAAAUUUGCCCUGCGCGACGGGCGACGGCCCCGAUUAGAUAAAGUUGCGUAAUUUGCGUUGAUGUGCGCAGGUUAACUUUAACGUCAAAAUUGACUGGCGCAACGCACCCUUAGUCCACAAUCUCGGGAAUAGGGAAAUAAUCUUUUAGAGCUCCAUAAGGACUAUUCAUUCCUAGAAGUAUCCAAUGCUCGAAAACAUAUUUUUAAAUAUCGUAAAAAGUUCGCAAUUUGUGAUUUAUAUGUUUUCUAAAGCUACCUGUGUUCUAGGAUUUUACUCCCGCGGGAUUUCGGGACAAUAAGUGCCCAAUAUUACAAGUUUUACAUCCCCCUGUCACUAAUUAUUAAAUUCAGCAAACUUCCCGUAUGUAGUAAGGGCCACUUGCAGCAAAAUUACAAAUUUCUCGAUUUCUAUUAAAAGUAGCAUCAGUGCUAAUCUUAACUUGCACCUGAAACGAUUGUCUUGCACACGUGAUUGUCGGGCUAGAUUAUGUUAAAUCAAGAUUUAUAUGUCAUUCGGUCGCCAUUCAUUCUUUUUGUUCCGUUUUCAAUAGAUAUUGUUGUUGUCUUGCUUUCUCAACAUCUCAGUCUCCCUCUGCCUGUCAUGUCAUAUGUCAAAAUCUCUAGUUAAAAUGUUGAAGAGGUCAAAACACAUAAUUUUAGCAAUAAAAUAUAUAAAUUUAGUAAAUAAACUCACCUAGAACCUCUAAUAAUAUAUUAAGCUAUAAAUAUCUAAAAAAAUUGCUCAUCAAGUAUAAAUAUGUCUUUAAAUAAAAUUAUAAUUGCUAAAUAGUAAAUAUAAUUUUAUUUUCACUGAAAAAUUAAGAUCUCGAUUUAGCGACUUUAAACCGGCCUCGAAGUCAGAUUAAUUUUGACGUUUAUUUGAAUCGAGAAACAAGCUACAUCGGUUAUAUUAUAUGCAAGAUGCUAAACGCUUUUUAAGCUUAAUUGGCGUAUUUUUUUAUUUAAAUCGAGAUUUAACUACGUGCUGCAAAUUGGGACUAAGAAAUCUAAAUAUCGUCACUUAUACUUUUACGUAUAUACUUAACAAAUUACAAUAUUAGUAGGUACAACAUUACAAAUUCCACGAACAUCUUCAGUUGGACUCUUUCCACUGGCCGUGUUAUACAAAGUCAUAUCUGGAAGGAUUAUAGGACACACUAACAAUUUUUAAAGAUAUAUUGUUUUAGAUCAAAUCUUGUCUUUUGUUUGAAAAAGUCUACUGUUAUUUCAGCUACAUCAACUCGCGCAUCAUCCUAACCCUGCAAGAAGACGUUUUUUGAAAAGUGAGCUUUAUAACGUCCCCUGUAGACAUAGUUUGGUUUGACAACGUAUUAGCCGAAUACUCGCUGUCGGUUCUCGUCUUGUCAAUGUAAAGUAUGCCUGUAGAGGACGCCUUAAAGCUCACUUUUCAAUGAAAGCUAUCGUGCCAGGUGAGAGCGCAGGGCGGUAGAAGUGUGCUAUUACUUUUAAUGUCGAUAAUCUACUCUAAUUAACUAGAUCGUCCCACUGAAAUAUAUAUACGCGUAUGUGUAAAUGUAAACUAAGUCCGCGCCACGAAAAAGUCUACAGCUCUACAGUCGCUGACAACAACGUGGGCGAUCUGUUAUUGACAGCUCAGCCACAUGAUAUUUUUCGUAUCGUGAACUCUACGUAGGUUUCCCUACGCCUUUACCGGAAAAUAAGUCACGCAGGAAAAUUAUCCUUACCAGUCGUGACACUGACAACACUAUGUCAAUUUUAAAUGACAAGGCUGUAUAAUUUGCCGGUUUUGUUUCGCAUGUCAAGACGAAUUUGUUGAACAAAUAAGCAACAAAUAACAUAAGUCCACAAGCGCAUUGCUGCACUAAACGGACCGCGCACAUGCUUUGCAUUUUGCAAAUAAAUUGUCACAGACAUUACCAUUUUUUUAGUAAUUACAAAUUAUUUACUCGUUUUGUCUAAACGCUGGCACACGAACAUGACAUGCCUUUUUUGAAAUAUAUUUGUUUCAUAAUCAAUACUUAUCUAAACACGUAAUAUUAAAUCAUAAAUUAAUUGUAUAAUUUAUGAUUUAUAAAAUAAUUAAGUUGUAAUGUCCAGACAUAUAGAUUUUUAAAGUGCAUAUUUCAAUAAAGAAGCUUGUUGAGGCAGUUAACCUUUUUUGAACAUCGAAUCGUGCUAUUACAUAAUACUUAUAUAAAAAUACGAUUUUAAAAAAGCUGGCAACCUAAGAAAUAAAUAAAAAAUACAUUCGUAAUGUCUUCAUUUAUCGAGAUAUCAAUAUCCUGGGCUUUAACUAUCUUUUACUCAUAUUACAUAAGCUUGGGUGCUCUCGAUUCUGUUGCACAGCUGAUUUUAUUGAAUUGGACAUUCGACAAUUUGUUUAGUUUGUUACUCCACUACUGAAAGAAGGUAACUUAAUCCGUUUCUAAAUUUAAAAUUCCUAGUUCGAUCUAAUUCUAACAUUGCGUAAUAUCAACUCCAAAUAAAUUAUUUAAAAAGCUAUUAAUUAUAAGCCAGUCAUUAAUUUAAUCGUUAUCAUUUGAUUGUUUUUAGUUUUGUUUUAAAUUAUUUUAGUUUUGUUCUAAUAGUUUAGUAGCUGUUAAAAAAUUAUUUAGAAUUGAUAUUUUUUUUACUGGUAAUUAAUUAAAAGUAAAUUUAAAACUGAAUUAUCAGAUAUCUUACACGUACAUCAUUAUAAAGUAUUGCAAGCUAAAUUAUCCCCUAUGUCUCCCUAACUUAGGGGCGAGAACCGUAGUCAUACGCAUUAAGUCCUAAAAGUUGGCUGGGGACCACUAAAACCGAGACAUGUGUUAAUUGCGGUGAAUGAGAAAUAUAAUGUUCUCAAGCUGUAGUUUAUGUAUUUGUAACCUGUAACUUGGGAGUCGAUUCUGCUUACGCUUGCUCAUAAUCAUGUCUCAAUGGCUCUUUCCACAUCUUCUGGAAUCAAUAUUCCAGAAGAUGUGGAAAGGGCCAUUAAAAUCGAUUUUGAUUUUAAGUUAGUGGAAUUGACACUCCGUUAUUAUGGCGAAAAUAUAGUAUGUGGAUUGUCAAUAUAGCAAUGUCGUUAAAGUACAAAAUAUUCAUAUUUUUAAUUACAAAUGUUGCAGUAUAUAACAGCGUCUAAUAAUAUAAAUAUAGGGAUGUGUAUUUCGAGGCCGUUAUUAAAAUAUGCCCAGCCCAGUAGCUUUAAAUUAAAAAUGUAAAUAGGACGACACAAAAAUGUUAAAAAUUGAACGCAAAUACAGACAUGUCAACCAUGUUGGAUUAAUUUUGUAUAUGAAGUUAAAUUAAAUUAUUUGACACAUUAAAAAAUCAUAUAUUUUUGAAAUCCGAGUCUAAUUGGUGAAAUAUGCAUUUAGUAUAAGACUGUUGCCCGGCUGAUUCUCUCGUGUAUAAAAUAUGUUACAAUAUAGAAGUUCAUCACGUCACAGGCAUGUAUUCCAAUAUCUUCGACGCAGUCAAAUGUCUUGUAUUUACUCAUAAUUUGAUAUUUUGAUUACGUUUAUUGCUUCGACAUAUAGUUUGUAAAUAAUAUAUGAUAGUUCUUGCGACCACCGCCAGAUGUCAGCGCCGAGACCGUCUGUAAAAAUGCUCGUAAGACUAUUAUGUAGCGUGCAAUUUGAGCAUAAACAAGUUAAAUUGUCUUAAGGCUGAUUUACAUAAAGUGAGCGUAUUGUUUAAGUCUGUCACACAUAGCGCAGUCCACUCGUUCGCUUAGUUAGACUUUGACUUAGCUUGAUAUGCUUCACUUUAUUUAUAUGAACAAUUGAUGCAGACCAAGAUCACAAGUCCCGUGCGCACUCUGGUACUGGUGGUAAUAACCUCUGAAUACCUAUGAUAACUUCGGUUUGGAGGAAUCGAUACUAAAUCCGUAUUUCUUAAAAUAUUGUCGCACGUUCGGAAGUAUGAAUAAUACCUAUGUCAUGAGUUUCAUGAAUUGUAGAUCUCUCGAAAGCUGUAUAUUAUAUUUAUUUGUAUAGUUUUUGUAACUUAAGAUUCUUAGUUUAGGUGUUUUUACCAUUUAGUAAAAAAAGAAAUAAAAAAAAAUAUAUAGACUUGUUUUUUUGUAUAUUAACGUAUAUUAGUUAUUUUUUCACUGCCUUACUGGCAACACUGGCUCGUAACUACUAAAUCUAAUAUUAAUUCUAGAAAAUGUGUUGUACUGUAUAUAUGAUAUGCUUAGUGAAAAAUGUAAAGAAAUAGUUGUAUAAGAUGAGCAGCGUGUCAACUUGACUCCGAAUUCAUUGGACAUUAUUAUUUUACAAAUAAAAAACGGAUUAAAAAUAUUUUUUUUUAAUCGCGACAAAAAAUGCAUUAUGUAUGAAUGACGGGAAAAGGGAAAGAUGGUAAAAUAAUAUAAUUAUUAAAAUGUUUAAACUUAGAUUACAAACUACUAGAACACGUCAAAUGGCCGUCACGAUUUGUUUGUAAACUAAAGUCUGAUUUCAAGCAGCCGGAACAUAACCGGUUAUAACAGAAAUCUAACAUUCGUAAAAUACUAUCAGUCUGUCCCGGCUUUACUAUAAAUUAUCCACCUAAAAAUGACGCUUGUAGAAUCUGGCAUUCCCAGUCUUUGAAAUGGACUUUAGUAAAUGUCUAUAUGAAAAUUAUAUAUUUAUGAAAACGCUCGAAAAUUAACAGUAGUGUUUUGUUGACAUUACAGGCGUCAGUUUAGAGUUCUUAGUUUGGGUCGUUGAGUGUGGUCCAUUUAUGAGAAACGCGUGUAUUGAUCGUUACAUUGUCAACAGAACAUUUCACUGUUCAUAAUUUACUAUUUUCACGGAGUUGCGUUGACAUGUGCCAAUAAAAUAAAGGUAUCAUACGCUUCCUCCAGUGACUUAUACAUGUAAUUUUUGUACAUCAUAUAGUAUAUAUACUAUGGCGAGUUUGCCUUCUCCAAAACUGAUAUCUGUAUUCCGUAAUAUGGAAGUAACUCGUAUAUUCUAAAAUCAUUUUAAGUUAGCUUUUAGAUCUUCUGUCUCUGUCGGUAUUGAGGGCUUCCGAGUCCUAUGCGGCUUAUCAACUCGUCUAGACAUCACAAUCCUUUACACUUGUAUCGUCUUAUUGUGCUAAAUGUUAAAACUAGACAGAGGUAGCAUAAGAGGGACUUAAAGCUUAUGAUAUUCGUGUAAGGUCCAUUGAAGCUAGCUAGAUUCAACUUGUAAAAAUGUGGUCUACAUAUAUGCUUUAAAGCUACCCGCAAUCGCCGCUUCCCGAAGAGCAAUAUAACAAGCGUUAUAUGCGGGCUGUAUUACACGUAGAAAUGAAUAAAAAAUCAAUAAUAAAAAAUAAAAAUAUGUUUAUUUAUGUACUCCAAAACAAAAUUUUGAAAAAUUUAUCGAUUUUAUUUAUAUUGCAAAUCAUUUUGAUGUUUAUUUUCUUUAAUAUAAAAUUUUCGCGUUGCGCUAUCUACUACACUAACUACUUACGAGUACUUCUAUAAUUAUAAAUGCAAAAGUCUGUCACGCUUUCACUGCUACACCGCUGGACCGAUUUUGAUAAAAUUUGGAGUUGAACGAUGAUAGCUGAAAUACAUGAGAAGUUUUCCAUACUUUAAGUAUGAAAUUUUUAUGAUAGAGGUUGUCUACUAAAAAGGAGAUUAGCAUUUUCAUCAUGUUAUGCGUUAAAAAUAUUCUUGAAAAUAAAUAUUUCCAUAACAAGCAAUAACAAGCGAAUCAUUUUUCAUGCCACCCGUAGCUGUCGUGGUGGAAAAGUGAACGUAGGUGUGGGCUUUGUUUAUGGUAGCACGCGCGAGGCACAAGCGGAAGCGGGGCGGGAAAUUAUUUACGGAAAUUCUAUUUCAGUAAACUAACAUAAGAUUGUUGAGAAUAUUACAUUAGUUUAUGUAAAUAGUUUGAAUUUUCUUAAAUAAUUGAGACAACAAUUUCCAUAAAUUAACAUCGUCGUUUAUGUUGUUUACGAUCACAUUGUUCUUCGAUUGUUUUUAUUAUCUCCAGAUUCGAAGUGAUCACAAAUCCAAAGUUUUACUUUAUAUGUAAAAAUAUAAUAUUGCAUUAAAAAUGAUGGCUAAAAUCAAUGCAUAUAUCUUACAAACAGACCAUUGCAGCAUUUGCAGCUAAUUUACAACAUAUAGAGACGCCAUCAAUGUGACCGCAACCUUACCUCCCCGCCUCAGUGAUCCGUCACCGUCGCGGGCUGUAAUUAUAACAAGUGGUGGCGUCCGUGUUGCUUGAUGGUAAACCUUCAAAUAGGUGACGAGCUCUGCUACACGGGUCGAAAGGUCCCAGGUUGUAAUUAAUGUCAUCAUUAUUUACUUAUUUAUUCUUAAUUUGACAGAGAAAUAAUAACAGUAAACAUUACUAUGUCUCAUCUUUACUUGUUCCCAUUCGGUUGUAUUGGGGGUUGUGAUAGUGCGACGUCCGGGGUCAGCGUGGAAAUUAAAUCUCACAUUUGAAGAUUCGGCAGGGGUCCGUCUGCCUGACGUUAAUCUAUCGGUAUGCUAAUGUUGCCUAUCAGCUGCCAAGGCUAAGGGUCCCUUAGUCACCUCAUACGACAUCCAUGUGGGGAUAUGGAGAGGUCCUAUUCUAGGGCGGAACCACACUACUAAAUGAAUGAAUCCGGAAGGAUAAACAUUCUCACAUCCAAACUUUCGCAUUUCAAGUAGUUGAUAUUAUUUCAGUAACAUUAAUCCUUAUUUUAUUACGCAUAAGAAUGAGAAAUAAAAAAGAAAUUGUAAAAAAAUAAUACAGCCCGCAUUUGCGAGAUUGGUUUGUUUGGGAUACGCGUAGCGGAACUAAUGAGGAAGACUCGCGUAUUUGCGAUUAGGAAAAUGAUUCACAAAUACUGAGCCAGGUAGGGGAGGCUAGCCAGCCAUGUGAAUCAUCAAAUAAUGUACAUUAUUUGGUUAUGCCACAUCUGUAGAAAAUAUAUUUUCACGUUUGUAUAAUGCCAUAUUCUUAAAAUGACGGAACGCCCUAUUAGUAAAGUGACACGGUCGAAAUUUGCAUUGUACCGUUUCCAAAUUAGAUGCACUUUUUCGAGAUGAAAUCAUGUGCCAUUUUGAGAAUAUGAUAUGUUGCGUGUUUCAUUCAAACAUUUAUCUAAUGUUGUAAUAUCAACUGAAGCCCUAAAACGUUGUAAUAAUGUUUCAGAAACUUGAUACAUCAAGAAGCCCCCAAUCGCGCUAAUAACUUGCUUUAAAACUGAAUCGCAAUUGAACCUCAAAAUAGUUAAAUUUUUUAGCAUUGGUUUACGGUUCAUCCUGUCGAUAAACGCGAUAUCGCAAUCGUAAAACAAAUUUGCCAUACGAUAGAGGUUCAACUGCGAUCCAGCUGAAGCGCAACUAUGGCGGAGGGUGCGUAGACUGACUACUCUCACAAUUGACAAAUAAUAUAUAUAUUUCGGAUAACUUAUUUAGUUGUAAAAAGGCAGUUAUAUAUAGCAUUUACGUUCGAUAGUAUUCUGGAAAAUUCGAACAAUAUGGCCGAAAAACAAAAUGGCCGAUUUUGCCUCAGGUUUGCUCGCCCCUUAUUAUGUGAAACCGUUUAGCGGCAAUGUGAUACAGCAAUUUGACGCAUUCUCCCCGGGAAAUGGACUAGUGAUUAAUGGUUCCUUUGUAUUCACGCAGCCGUUGACAGCCAUACAAUAAGGGCGAGAUUAGUCCGCUCGGACAGUGACAUCGCUCAUAAUACCUUUGCAAUAAGAGCUAUAUAUACCUACUAAAAUAGACGAAUAGUACGCUGAUAUUGCCUUUAAUACAAGUUGUAACAAGGGCGAUGAUUACUUAGCAAGUUAGAUAACGAUACAGAUUAUGUCCACUACGGAACACCAAUUGAUACUCGCGUCGUUAAUAUGCCAGUGUUGUUAUAGUUAUAAUGUAAGAUGUUAAUAUACUGAGAAGCGCGGAGCAAAAUAAUAUUUUCCUUGCUUUUCCUGUCACAUCCAAAUAAUCUCUGUCUAAAUUAUCUUAAAUUACUUUUGAAUAUUUGGGCGUGAAUUAGAAGAACAUUUUCAGAAAGCAAUCUAAAAAAAUAAAGGUGCUUUUUAUUCAUUAAUUCGCGACGUAAAAUUCUCUUCUUUGGUAACUUUUUAAUGUUACGACCAUUUGCUUUCGAUUACGUGUAAGCAUACAGCUAUAUGCUUCCGUAUCGAGUUGGAAAAUAUCUUAUGACGUUAUAAGUUGAUAGAAUUUCGAGAAAGGUUUGUGCCGCGCCGCUCAUGUGUAAUUAUAACAGUGCAACUAAGUAACGAAUUUAGCUGUUAAGAGGGACGGUCAGUGGCGAGGCCAGACGGUUGUUGCGUUGUGUCGUAAUAAAUUUUAGGUUAACAUUACGUCUAUAUGUCACUUGGUAAUAUUUGAUUGUCGACAUUGAUUGCUAAUAUUCUUCUGUGAACCGUUCAAAUCGAAACAGAAAUGUCAACGACGUCAUACAUUUCCCGACACCAUUGCAAUUUUAUUUUUUCAAUUCUUCUUUUCUUAUGUCUCCAUCGGUCGCCAAAACGAUGACUACAAUAAAGUGGUCGCGAGUGAUUGAAAUAGAAAACUUUCAAAAGUCAUUUUGAAGUAUAUAUGUUUCUUGUCAUAUUAGUUAGCAGCGACCCCGUUACCGGGCUACAUAUCAAUCUGUACACAUUAUAAUGAAGUUGUCGCGAAAUGCAAAAUAGCGUCGUUGACAGUCCUAUUAUUUGAACCGCAGAAUGUACUAAACAUUCUGUCUAUAAAGAGUAAAAAAUAAAUGUGGGCGCUGAGAUCUUGGCUGUGACAUUAAUUGACGCAUAAGAUUAUUUUGAAUAAAGUGCCUAAAAGGAUUGUCGCUAUACUUUUCGUUCACAUAAUGGCGGACAUGCAAGUAAAGCGUACGGGAAAGUACCUGUCAUGCUGGCAGCUGCCAGGUGCCAGGCCACAUUGACAAUGACAAUCAACUUGCAUAUACACAAUGGCACGUGCCGGUAGUUGGCAUGUGCAAACUACGGGCACGUAUAUUUCCGCCUUAAUUUUUUGUCCUUGCCAAGUGUAUAGAAUAUAGAAGAUAAAAUUAUAUGGGGACGCGGGAACCUCUCUCGCCCUGUUUUAAAGGCGUUGUUUGCACCAUGAGAGUCGUUCAGAACAGGCGGGAAAUGUCUAAGCGUUAUUUUUUGAUGUCACUGAAAAAAUUACCAUACUUAUUGCCGCCGUUCGAAUCUGAAGUCUGAUUUUCCGGGGGCUGUGUUACCAUUGCGUAAGGUACAAAGUUUUUGUACAAUUUGUAUAUGAUGCAAAUAGAGAUUUUCAGUUCAUUUUCGCUUGUUCUGCGACACGACUAGGGAAGCAGGCUAAGGUAAUAUUCGGACAUUAAAAAUAUGCAUUUAAUAAGUUUAAUUGAGAGAUAACCAACUCGCCGCGCCAUCAACCGUUCCCUAUGUUUUUAUGUAUAUCAGUGUACCGAAUGUGAAAUAUCGUGUUGUUAGCUGUUGUACAUACAAAGCUAAGUUGUGUACAUAACGCGCAUGUACAUAACUAGUCUGUAAAUAGUCGAGAUAUAUAUUUAAUAUUAAUAUAAAUUUGAUUUAAAGAAAGUUUUAAAAUAAAAUAAACUGAUGAAAAAACACAAAAAAAGGAAAUAAAGACAUGCAGUGAGCCUGAAAUAGGAAAAGCGAA
Plodia interpunctella (Indianmeal moth) is the source of this 12846-nucleotide messenger RNA. RefSeq names its product non-canonical poly(A) RNA polymerase protein Trf4-1-like. The transcript has 10 exons. Gene Ontology annotation, cellular component: TRAMP complex; nucleolus. Bases 355 to 2019 code for a protein of 554 amino acids. Lineage: Eukaryota; Metazoa; Arthropoda; Insecta; Lepidoptera; Pyralidae. Gene Ontology annotation, molecular function: poly(A) RNA polymerase activity; mRNA binding. Gene Ontology annotation, biological process: RNA 3'-end processing. The record is from RefSeq and is a predicted model, not a curated record.